Molecule: messenger RNA, 1492 nt
Organism: Mizuhopecten yessoensis (Yesso scallop)
Lineage: Eukaryota; Metazoa; Mollusca; Bivalvia; Pectinida; Pectinidae
Product: zinc metalloproteinase nas-7-like
Exons: 8
Coding region: 62-1219 (385 amino acids)
Biological process (GO): proteolysis
Molecular function (GO): metalloendopeptidase activity; zinc ion binding
Source: RefSeq, a predicted model, not a curated record
GUUGUCUGUGUAUAUCUCACGGUCAUUGUGUGUAUACUGUAGCUUGUCUAUUACGUGGAGAAUGGCCUGCAUCAAAUUGUACUGUCUUCUGUUUUUUUUUGCUGUUUGUAGCAUCUACGGAGAUGUGUCAGGAAACGUACAGCUGAGAAAUGUCCUACUUGAUCACCAGAGGUUAUGGCAUACACAAACUAUACAUUACGCAAUGAGCAGUAAUUAUGAUGACAACCAAAGACUCCUUAUCGAGCAGGCGAUGCGGACAAUUGAGCAAGCAGUAAAAACUGGAGGAUGUGCCUGUUUCUCAUUCAGAGAGAAGAAUGUGAUUGAUGGCCAUUACUUGUAUAUUACUUAUUCGAAUAAUGGUGUAUGCUUUACUGAAGAUGUGGGGGAAAUUAAACCAAGCAGACAGCACCUUUACCUAGCUGACGACUGUUUUAACAAGAGAGAUAUAGUUUCUCUGUUGGUGGUCACAAUGGGGCUGUAUCCUGAACAUCGGAGACCCGACAGAGACCAGUACAUACAGGUUCACAUGGACAACAUACAGGAUGCUGCGCGGCCUUUCUUUAACAAGAUACCGCCCGGAGAUACAGACCUGCUCGGUCUACCGUACGACUAUGAGUCCAUCACCCACUACGGACCGUACCAGUACGCUAUCAAUACAUCUCUACCCACUAUAUCCACCAACGUCACGGGGGUCAGCUUCGGACACGGAGUCACACUCAGCUUCUAUGAUGUCCUCAAAAUACAAACACUGUACAGAUGUCAACGCUCCUUUGGAGGAAACAUCCUCAAUAUCUUCACUCAACCACCUCCAGCUGACCACUACCCCCAGUGGUUUGUUAGUUCAGGACAGAGCGGCUUGGUUUACAAUAAUGACCGCAGGUGCAGCAAAGUAACCGCAGAACAGUACCUUGCAACUGUCCUUAAUGGAGCCACGAUGAUGUCCAAUUUCACACUGCUACAAGGGAACCAUUGUGUGGGCGUGGGCUAUUGUAUGGCCUCCUGUUACCAUGACACCCGGUCCUACAUUGAACUGACGACAGGGAGAGGGAUCAGCCUAGCUAACAUCACCAGUUCAUGUUCAUGUGGACAAUGGCAAACACAAAACGUGAACUUCACAGCAGAUCAAGGAUGGAGUUUGAACAUCACUGCUCACGUGUUGUCGGGGGGAGAUCUGUUAGCCCUGGACAGCGUGGUCGUCAGCGCCGGCCCUUGCGCUUAGUGUGAAAAGCCAACUACAUAUUUGACAGUUUGGUAAUCACUAAACCAAAUAACAUUGUCCAUGAAAUUCCCAAAUGUUUUCCUUGGAAGUCGGAUAUGAGGAUGAUUUGCCCUCAGAUAACAAGAACUGUGACAAUCACACGCUCUAAAGUGCUGUACAGAACUUGAUUAAAUAUUCUACUCAAGCUUUUAUCGUAAUACACAUUUGUAUCAACCUACUCCAUAACAUUGCUAUAAUGAUCCCCUAGCAAAAGACCUCACCCUAUUUUAACGA